Molecule: messenger RNA, 1583 nt
Organism: Bradysia coprophila
Lineage: Eukaryota; Metazoa; Arthropoda; Insecta; Diptera; Sciaridae
Biological process (GO): proteolysis; positive regulation of neuron apoptotic process; apoptotic process
Cellular component (GO): cytoplasm
Molecular function (GO): cysteine-type endopeptidase activity
Source: RefSeq, a predicted model, not a curated record
UUUGUUUUGCACAUUCAGGCGCUACGGAGUGGAACCGACAGUUUUAUGUGAUCUAAAAUACAAGGACAUUAUCGGUGAAGUCGCAAAGUUAUCGACAAUGAAUUUGUCCGGCUGCAAAUUCUUCGUAUGCGUUUUCAUGUCACAUGGGCAGAAAAACGGGAUAGUUUCCGCUUCUGAUCGAGAUUUUCAUCUCAAGAAAUGCAUAAUUGACCCGAUUAUGAGGAACCGAAGUUUGAACGGCAUUCCAAAGAUUUUCAUAACGGUUGCGUGCAGAGGAAGCCAACAUUUUGACAGCAAUUAUUAUCAUCAGGAAGCUGACGAGCUUGAUCGUGGACGGGAUGAUAUCACGGACGAACAAUACAAAAAAUUUGACUAUGGAAAUUAUAGUCAAGGCAUAAUAAGUUACAGCACCUACGACGGGCACGUGUCCAGGAGGACGCCGUCUGGAACGUACUUCAUUCAACAGUUUUGUACCAUUAUGGACAAAGAAUACGGCAGCAACGCCAAAAUACACUCGAUUUUCGCGAAGGUCAAUGGUGAACUCCAACAAAGAUUUAACCAAAUUCCAGUGUUCGAGAGCACAAUGGGUGACAUUUGCUUGAAAGAUUUGGCAUGUGAUUUGGAUGAUGAUAUCGACCGCCCAAAGAGCCCCACAAACAACGAUACAGGCGACAUUGAAACAGGUGAACGCCCUUUUUUCGGCAGCGCUUGCUCAAAGAACAGGAGCAUUUAUCGUGUCAAGUUUGCCAGUGAGUUUAUGUGUAUUUGUGUCGAAUCUCAUGAUUCGAUUCCCACCAUCGAAGAAUUCAUUAAUGCAGUCAAAUUUAAGUUCAAAAUUGACGAUAGAACGGACUUUGCUAUUAAAGAUCACCUUGGGUGUGUUAUCUCGGACGCAAUAACGUUCGAAGAAUACAUGCUCAACAUCUUCGACAGCCAGCAAACAAUCCUGGAAAUCGAUUGCGAAUUGCGAGGGUUUCGACCAGUUGAAAACCCAUCAUCGUAUACCGAUCACAUGGAAGUACCGAUCUACGAAAAUGCUGAUGCGUUUGAUGUUAACGUUUUAGCGAAGGAUCUGGUCAACUAUUUCAAGCAUCAAACACAUAUCUCGUGUCACCCAUCAGGUGUUAAAUUGAUCGAUAGAUAUCACAUCGGUGAAAAUCCAAUAAUGGAGGUUGGCCAUGCGAAACUGAUAGCACACAUCUCGGCAAAUCAUUUGAUGUUUCUGAAGCAUAACGAACCCAGCGUCGAAGAUCGAAUUCUCUGGACGAAAGUCAUCUGCACAGUUUUUCCUCAACUUACAGCUGAAUAUUAUUCUGUGCUGUACGAUCCGAGGAGAGGUGAUGGAUUUCUAGAGGAGCAACUAAAAUUGUUGAUGAAUUCAAAACCAUAAAAGACUCUUAUGUCGAUUGGGAUUAAUAUUGAGGCUAUGUUGCCAUCCGGUCGACUUGAAUCAUUUUUGUAGCCAGUUGAGCAGGGAGCAGUUGAGAAAGUUUGCUUUCCAACGUACCAGUAACACGUAGAGAGCAAUAGAGCAUGUUGAAAAUUUUGAAGUGAAUAGUAUAUUUCAACAUACCCCAAUACAC